AACAUCCCACUUGAGAUGAGACUGAGCGUUGAUAGGAAGAAGUGGACCAAACACCCGGACGGGAAGUUCAUCGGCGGUGGGACUCAUCUGCUUGAGACGCCCGCGUUCGCUCAGUACGUCCUCAUCCUGCCGCUGGAGAAUCGUCCAGAAUUUGGCCUCCGCUUUGACAUCUUGGGAUGCGCGCAUGAAGAUGAGACGACCUGCGCCAGAAAGUUCAACAGCGUCCGCUUCACCGAUUCGAUGACGUUCUACUGUCCGCCCAGGUGUGGCAAAGAGGAACACUUUGUCGCUGGAACAUUGGUCUACUCGGAGGACUCGCACAUCUGCGCGGCCGCCAUUCACGCCGGCGUCAUCCGGAACGACAUCGGAGGAGAUUGUAUUGUGAUGAGAGCUCCCAAACAGCAAGUCUACACGGGCUCCACCGGGAACAGGAUCACCUCCAGACAGUGAGUGGUCGACCUUCACGGAAAAGUCCCAUGAAGAGCCACCGGCUAAUUAGCGCUUUACUAUUUGCAGUUUGAACGACCCGCUGGGUGUGUCUCACACCUUUGCGGACGGGGAGCCCAGAUGCGCGGCACCUGACUGGGAGGAGUUUGCCGGGUUCUGCUACAAAACGUUUGAGGGCAAAAAGAAAUGGGAUGAUGCGCAAC
This is a messenger RNA of Syngnathus acus (greater pipefish), 650 nucleotides long. Its product is annotated as cysteine-rich secretory protein LCCL domain-containing 2-like. Bases 16 to 450 code for a protein of 144 amino acids. The record is from RefSeq and is a predicted model, not a curated record. The transcript is spliced from 6 exons. Lineage: Eukaryota; Metazoa; Chordata; Actinopteri; Syngnathiformes; Syngnathidae.